Penaeus monodon (black tiger shrimp) is the source of this 1819-nucleotide messenger RNA. Its product is annotated as ETS homologous factor-like. Gene Ontology annotation, molecular function: DNA-binding transcription factor activity, RNA polymerase II-specific; sequence-specific DNA binding. NCBI's taxonomy places the organism in Eukaryota, Metazoa, Arthropoda, Malacostraca, Decapoda, Penaeidae. Gene Ontology annotation, cellular component: nucleus. The transcript has 6 exons. The coding region runs from base 138 to 1211 and encodes 357 amino acids. The record is from RefSeq and is a predicted model, not a curated record. Gene Ontology annotation, biological process: cell differentiation; regulation of transcription by RNA polymerase II.
CCCAGUCUCACGCAGUACCACUCUGGGCGCGCGCUAGAUAAGCAAGUGCAGCUAACCACUAUUCAACUUUAGUCCCUCAACUCACUGGAGUUAGGAAAACGUUAAAACUUUUGUCGACUCAGAACAAGCAUACAAAAAUGGAUUUUAGCUACAUCAACAUCGCAGAAACCAUUGUAUGCCAGGACAGUUUCAUUGAAUGUACCGACAGUCUGAACAACCUCACCUUCACUAAUCUCGACGCGGUGGAUUCGUACAGUUAUGACAUUCCUAGUGAAAUUGAAGGAGGAAUCUUCAACGAAAUGGACGCCUUCAAGCAGCUAGAUAUUGGAAAUUGGCGUGGUGAGGACUGCCUCGACUGGGCAAUUGAAGUCUGUCGAAGUCAGGGAAUCGAUCAGAACAUCGUGAAUCUGACGGCGUUUAGACAGAUGUCUGGAAGUGAACUCAUGACCUUCUCCGCGUAUGACUUCUGCCGUUUUGACACCGUCUAUGGACCCACCUUCUACGAGGAGUUCCAGAGGCUGCUGGAGAAACGGGGACUAGCAUCGACCAGUUUUACGCCCGAGACCAGCGACGCGUUUGCCAUAGAAGAUAACACUCUCUUUUCUGAGGGCGUCUCCGACCUGUGUCACCUGUCGCCACUGGAAGCGGAUGAAGACCUCACGGAUAUUAUUCAGUACAUAGAUCAUCCUGCCUCGUCAUGGGACUCCCUCAUGCUUGAGAGCGACCGCAAGGGAUACUGUGACUCCUCCUACGUCAUGGAGGAAUGCAACAUGAUUAAAUCAGAGGAAAGCUGCAGUGAGUACUCCGACGACGGAAGCAUCGACGUCCCGUGUCCUUCCCCGGAGCCCCUUUGUGUCCCCAGCGGCGAUGUCCUUGGCAAGAUCCGCACCAAGUCGAGGAAGAGGGAACGCGGUCCUAAGAACUGGGAGUUCAUGAUUCGUCUGCUAGUGGAUAAGAAGUACAACCCAGAGCUUAUCCGGUGGGAAGACCAGACCGAGAAGACCUUCAGACUUGUCAAGCCUGUCGUCAUUGCCCAAAUGUGGGGACAGCGGGCGAACAAACCCAAUCUCUCCUACGACAACUUUGCUCGAGGGCUGAGGUAUCAAUACACGACCGGUGCUUUGAAACCCGUUCCCGAGAGACAGCUGGUGUACAAGUGUGGCCCGAAGGCCCUCAAGUUCCUGAAGGAGCUUCAGCGCGAGAGCUACUGAUGGAUCUUCAGAGGCCUCGUGGUAGAAUCCUGUUGAACCCGGCGUGACAGCCAAGCAUCAGCACCUUUUAGGGCUCACGGCAGCUUCUCGGGGUCCUUGUCCUGUGACUUGCGAGAGGCCGUUCUCACGGGCGGGUCGGAGAAAUUCACGUGACUCGCCGACGGCGCUCGAUGCGGGAGUGCUUUUCUCGCCGCAGCCGUAAGAGGGGCAAGAGAUUUCAACGCCAAAGUGUGUUGCGAUCCAGAAUAUCCUAAAAUAAAAUGCUUUGUGGGAUGCUUGCUUUAAGCAUGCAUAAACACUCGCACAUAUACGACCACUUUCGAUCACCACUCACACGGAUAUGAACGCUCGAUCACCACUCACACGGAUACGAGCGCUCGAUCCCCAUACACGCGGAUACAAACGCAGUCACCCACUCGAUCAAUCACAUACUUCAUCGUUAUCCAUAAAUUAUGUACAUACAUGCUUACAUGCAUUAGAUCUAAAACAUUUCUUGCUCUGUAUAUAUUGUUAUAGGAAGCCAAUGCUACCAAAUCCAUGUACCUGAUAAGCUAGUAAUUAAAUUAGUGAUGGUUCGCCUGUCACUAGUAAUGACUAAUCUUAAAAGA